Cannabis sativa is the source of this 1834-nucleotide messenger RNA. RefSeq names its product B3 domain-containing protein REM19-like. The record is from RefSeq and is a predicted model, not a curated record. The coding region runs from base 1 to 807 and encodes 268 amino acids. The transcript has 5 exons. Lineage: Eukaryota; Viridiplantae; Streptophyta; Magnoliopsida; Rosales; Cannabaceae. Gene Ontology annotation, molecular function: DNA binding.
AUGGAAAACUGUUCAAUUAUGGCUUUUUCUGAUAGCCAUAUAGCCCAGCAGGUUGAGAAACACUUUCCUCGUACUGCUCACCAUAUUUUCAAUAUUAUGAUUGAACAAACUCCUCCCAACACCAAGUUGCAAAUUUCAAAGGCAUUUUGGGUGAAAUAUUGUGACUCCUUUUCGAAUCAAGUAUUUCCUAAGCUUCCAUGUGGAUCAACAAAGGAGGCAGAGUUGACUAAAAGUAGUGAUGGAAAGGAGAACAAUGUUGUUGAUAUUGACGAUUCUAAUGAAGAUUCAGACUCUCGGCCCAACAAGAUAAGGAAAACUAGUCCUUAUGGUAAUUCUGAAGCUGCAAAUAAAAUAAAACCAGUAUCUGAAGCAAAUACUGAUCAUGACAAUCAAGGCAUAGGCACUAAUAAUAAUAAUAAUAAUAAUAAUAAGAGGCCUUCAUCUAAAGCAGCCACCGAAUUCUUCACAGACAAUCCUUACUUCCAAGUGAAAUUGAGAGCACAUCAAUUGCGUGGAGAUGGAAAAUUGUAUAUUCCAGUGGCUAUUGCAAAAUCUUGGUUUGAGAAAAAGGCACAAAUUGUCAGUCUUUGGGUUGGUGAAGAAUAUUGGCAUGUGAAUUUAGCUAUUAAUAAGGGAUCAUCAUCUUCUGGAUUAGAGUAUAGGUUUUCUGGUGGAUGGCAUGCAUUUGCAAGAGACAACUCUCUUCAGCCAAAUGAUGUAUGCAUCUUUGAGCUGAUCAACAAGAAUAAACCUGAGGUUAAAGUUACUAUUUUUAGACAAAGUGAAAGUAGUAUGGCUCAACAAUAAACUCUUGUAAUUAUAUCAAAUCUUCUACUUAUACAAUUUAUCCCAGCUGAAGGGGUUUUGUUUUUUUUAUAUUCGACACUUAAUCAAUAUAAGGACUAAAAUGGUUGCUAAUUAAUGUACAUAUUAUUACUAAUUAGUGUUUUCUUAAUUUGUAAUUAAUCUCUUAAGCCAUGCCUAUUUGAUUUCUAAAAUUCACUUUAAAGGAUACUUUAAAUCAACAAGAAGAUUACAUCUUUUAAAGGGAUGUUCUCUAUGCAUUAGAAAUGAUAAGGUAGCUUAUGAACAAAUGUUAAUUAACUCAUAUGGCAAACUGCUUAGAAAUUCACAACAUUGAUGAUAUGAGAAGUGACGAACUCAGAAUUUUUAUUAUGUGAAGGCUAUAUUGUUAUUAAAAAAAUAUUAGGUCUACUUUAUUUUUGUGGGAUUUAUUUUUUUAAUUUUUGUGUUAUAAUUAUCAAAUGAAAAGAAGAAUAUUUAAUUUUUUUAAUGCAAUUUUUUGUUUACUGGGGCAAUGCAAUUUUUUCAAUGUAUUAAGAUAUGUAAUGAGCAAAAUCAAACUAAUAUAGAAUGUAUUCGAGAGUGAUAACAAUUGAGCUAAGAUGAGGGAAGAAGUGAAUAUAUACUCAUAUUUUCAAUCCUACAAGCAAAAUCAAUUUGAACUCCUUAAAAUAUGGUCGGAUUUGGACUUAUUAUUAUCUUUUGUUAUAUUAAAAUUUUAUUCUCUAUUUUUAUUUUACAUCUAUUUAUCAUGUAAGUUGCAAGUUCAAUGUAAGUCCAAUGUAUAUGGAUUAUUGAAUAUGCCUUUAAAUGUACAAUAAACUUUCUCAAUUAAAAAAAAAAUUCUUUACCAAUCACAUAUUGUUUUUAUUAGAUCAUCUCCAAUACCAAAUAAAUAUCACUAAAAAUCUAAUUAGUGUUUUUAAGCUUACCAAAAAUAACAGGGUGUUUCUUAAAUUUUAUUAUUCCACUUGUUAUUUUGUCAUGGGGUAAUUAGAUUUGAGUGUAGUUGGAGAUAAUUGCACAAUCU